AUGCCAUCAACCAGCGCCACGGAGGGCGCCCCUCUCGCCGACUAUUUCUGGAUUGCGGGCGUGGAUGGCUCCGAGAUCUUGGACACCUUCAAGCGAUUGGGUGAGGACUAUCGCAUCAACGGCGCCGCCUCCCCCGGCCCCGCGCUCGCAGAUGCCAUCCAGGAAGACGCGGACGCCGAGGCGGAACACCUACCGGACGGAGCCUCCCGGCCCAACUCGACUCUCUUUGCCGGCGUCAGCAACCGGCGCAGCUCCAACCGCCUAUCGACUCUCUCCCGCAGCGAUUCCGACCAGCCGAAUGGGACCAGCAGCAAUCGCAGCAGCGUCACAGUCAAGGGCGCUUCCUCACCGCUGCGUGUGUCCGCGUUGUUCUCGGAGGACUUUGAUUUUGACCAGGCGCUGCUGAAAUUCGCCUCAGAGCGAGAUACCUUCUUGACGGACAUGAGCUUGAGCGCUGGAGCCAUUACGCCAAACUCGCGUCCGCGAUCCCGCGUUCGCACUCAAAAAAUCGUGUCCGAGGAUUCGCCGUCCCAGGGAUCCAAUCUGCUCAGAUCGGGUAUUGGAAGUGUGCGCCGACAUAUGGCGUUCCGGGAUAUGAAUAGUAUGAAGAGGCAGCCGUCAAUUGCGCGACAAGCUUCCGUUCGCACAUCUCGACGACUUAGCAACUACAACUCGGUGAUCCCAGUCCCGCAGCCCCUCGAAAUCUCCCCCACAAUGCACCCGUUGAAGCGGCGGUUCGAGCCCGUCUUGCUCGACCGAUACCCCACACGAGGCAUGGCCGACGAGAUGAAGCAGCGGGGUAAUUUCCCCGACUACGUACCCAUGUUUGCCUUCCCAAAUGAUAUCAACAUCGUGUCCUCGGACCAGCGGCCGCGGUCGACAUGGCACGGGUUUGCCAUGACAACGGACAAUGGUUCGAAGCUGCAUGGAAUCUGUGUGCUCAUAUGGAUCCCACUGAACCCCAAGGCCGCGGAUGAGCUCGAGAAACGCUGCGAGGAGUGGCGGAAGGACAACAUGACGGACGAGGAGCGUGAGUUGGCAGCUAGUCUGGGCGAGCGUCUUGCCUUAGAACGGGCAAAAUUGUCAAGGCUUCUUGCGCAGCUCCCGAACGUGCCCUCCGGAUCCGAAUCUCGCGAGCAACUCGAGGACGAGAUCAGCGCUGUGGAGGAGAAGAUCGGACUCAUGACGGAUUUGUUGCGCCCGGUGCGACACGCUGCCUCAUCGAAGAUUGAGGGCCUCACGGAUGGUGACACCGGCUUCUGGAUUCCUCGUGCCUACGGCAUCCUUGGCCGCGAGGCUAACAUGACGAGCUUCUGGAAGGAGUGGCUUAAAGCGAUUGUUGUGCCUAUGACAGAGGGUGGGGUGCAACGUGUUCCGCCUAGCUCGCCUCGGAUGGGCGUCUGGCAGCCGCUGGAGCGCUAUGUUAUGAACCUCUGUACAGAGGCGUUCUGCCCUGUCUCUUCGAAGACGCAGGUCGAGCUUGCAAUCCGCGAGUUGCGGCUGUUCGCUCGACAAGAAGCGUCAAACGAGCUUCCUGGCUCGCGCAAUACCGACCUCUAUGCCUUGUUCCGGACAUUGUCGGUUUCUAACAUCAUAAUUCUCUUUGAGUACGCUUUGACUGAGUCUCGCAUCAUUUUCCUGUCCUCCCACACCUCCAUGCUCUACCUCGCAACCAGAGCCCUGGUCGACCUGCUCUUCCCGAUUCAAUGGACGGGCGUUCUUAUUCCCGUCCUCCCCGCUCGUUUGGUCCAGGCUAUUGAAGCGCCUUGCCCAUACAUCGUGGGCAUCGAGCGCCGGUAUGAAAAGGUCGAAUUGCCCAGCGACGACUUUGUCCUGGUAGACCUGGAUGCCGACAUAAUCGAGAGUACCAUUCAGCCGACCCCUCUCCCUCGCCACCAGCGCAGGAAACUCCUGUCGCUCUUGCAAAUGGCUGCACCCCACCACAGCCGCUGCGGUGUUCCCACUGGGCCCCCAGCGUAUGCGAUUGAGACCUACCCAUGGGACACGUUCCUGUCAGAAAGCGCAGCCACAUACACCUCGAAAGCACCGCCAACCAACCUUGCCAAGUAUGUCGGUCUGAAUUCCAGCGCGUUUGGCUCGACCGCUGUGCUUCCUGGCUCCUAUCAUCCUCCGAUCUUCAACGCGUUCCUCAAUGCCCGUCAUGAGCAGUCAUCUUCGCGUGGAUAUUCGUCCAAGAGCUAUGAUCGGCCAGGAACCAGCUCCACAGCCAAGGCGAGUGCCUCUCCGCCAUCCCCCAGAGAAAGCUCCCCUACUUCAGGUCACUUCCCUCCGCCUCCACCUACACCCGCUUCUCGGAACGACUCUGGAAUGGCGCUGCAAGCUUCCCUGCGCGAGAAGCGUUCUGGCCAUUUCGAUGCCGCAUCUCGGAGAAGCUCGUCCUUUGGAAUGACGCGGCGCCCGAGUGCACCCUUCCUCGGACAUGCUUCGAACCUCUCCGUCACCACCCUCAACACGGACGCCGGCGCAGGAUCAACCUAUGCGCCAUCGGUGUACGCCCAAUCCACUAUUGCCGCCUCGACUAUCGUCCCGCAGGCUGCUGUGCAGUGCAUCAACAACGCCGAAGGUACGGCCUGGGUGGAGGGCCACUAUUUCCAGACUCAGCCAUGGGACGACAAGUUGGUUUGCGCCAUUUGCGAUGAUCGCGCGGAGGAAGGCAUGUACAAGUGCUCGCAGUGCAAGUUGACUGUUCACAACCGGUGUGCGUCCCAAGUCUGCCUGGUCUGUGAUGCUGCUUUCCACCCAGAUCAGAUUCGCGCAGCGUUCGUAAGAUGCUUUGCCAGCUUGUUCUAUACUUACAAGAAGUUCCUUGUGCCGACCAGUGGCGAUAAGAAGAAGGCUGGGAUGUACUACGCGUUCAAUAUGGAUGCUUUCAUGAAAAGCCUUCCACAUGAGCAUGCUGAGUACAUUGCUGUCCUGCAGCAGACGCAAGGUUUCAAUGAGUUCAUUAGUGAACGAGAGCGGACCAACCCCAAAUCCAAGGACUCGAAGAUGGCGCUGUUCGACGAGAUUGUGCUCUCGAAGCGCAACCGGGGCCGGACCUCGAUCUUUUCUGGUCGAAUGACCACUGACUUCUUGUCUGAUACCUCCAACCACCUGUGGCGGACUGCCAGUGCCACGUUCUUUGCACCAAGCAGCCGUAGCCAACCGAAUCUCUCCGGUGAUUACAGCCGAGUUGCUCAAAGAGGUGAGCCCGCAAGUCCCUCUUCAGCCAGCCCGAGUGCUCCCGCUAACGUCUAUCCCACCACAGCACCUGCCAAACUCGACGCAAGCCUUAUGAAAGAACCCCGCAUGAUCCAUGGAGCUCCCCGGGUGUCCAAGACGGCAAAUACUGCCCGCAGGAAGCCGCUGCCUAAGCUUAUGAACGGGCUGGCGAUAUCCCCACCGAGUUAA
Molecule: messenger RNA, 3411 nt
Organism: Penicillium canariense
Lineage: Eukaryota; Fungi; Ascomycota; Eurotiomycetes; Eurotiales; Aspergillaceae
Product: dDENN domain protein
Exons: 3
Coding region: 1-3411 (1136 amino acids)
Biological process (GO): regulation of Rab protein signal transduction
Cellular component (GO): cytoplasmic vesicle
Source: RefSeq, a predicted model, not a curated record